AUGAGCUAUGCAAAAAAAGGAACUUUGAAAGAUUGUUUAUCUGACAUAAUUAAAUUUAAGUGGCAAGACAAGUUAGAAUUAUUGAAAAAAAUUAUUUUGGGACUUAAAAUAAUUCAUGAAUCAAAAUUAACUCAUGGUGAUUUUCACGAUCGUAAUAUUUUAGUGUCAGAUGAUUACGAUGAGGUAUUUAUUAUUGAUUUCGGAUUAUGUAAACCUAUAAGUGAUUUACAAGAUUCUGACAAUGAUGAUGAUAAAAUUUGUGGAGUUUUGCCUUUUAUGGCGCCUGAAAUAUUAAGAAGAAAUCCUUAUACUUCAGCAAGUGAUAUUUAUAGUUUUUCAAUGAUAAUGUGGGAAUUUACAUCGGGUAUCCCUCCAUUUAAUCAUGAAUGUGAUCUUAACCUUGCUUUAAGUAUUUGUGAAGGGAAACGUCCUGAAAUUAAAAAAAGUACUCCAAAUUGUUAUGUAGAUUUAAUGAAAAAAUGUUGGGAUUCAAAUCCUUCUGAUAGGCCAACUAUAGUAAUGAUUGAAAAUAUUUUAUCUAAAUGGAUCAAAUGUAUUAAUGAACAUUAUGAAAUAAACAGGGAUGAAAAUAAUACUACCAUGUUAACAAAGUAUAGUGAUGAUCAAUUGAAAAAUAAUAUGUUGGAAUUUGUAGAAGCAAACAAAGUUAAUGUACAAGAACAAGCAAACAGUUCUAAUAUACAAUCUCAUCCACAAUCUCAUCCACAAACAUAUUAUACAAGUCGUGAAUUCUCUGAAAUUUUAGUUCAAGAAGGGUCAGAUGAGUCUCAGUGUUGGGAUGAAUUUAAAAUUUGA
Molecule: messenger RNA, 816 nt
Organism: Rhizophagus irregularis DAOM 181602=DAOM 197198
Lineage: Eukaryota; Fungi; Glomeromycota; Glomeromycetes; Glomerales; Glomeraceae
Biological process (GO): protein phosphorylation
Molecular function (GO): ATP binding; protein binding; protein kinase activity
Source: RefSeq, a predicted model, not a curated record